Messenger RNA from Sparassis crispa, 1329 nucleotides. Its product is annotated as Enolase. The record is from RefSeq and is a predicted model, not a curated record. Gene Ontology annotation, cellular component: phosphopyruvate hydratase complex. Bases 1 to 1329 code for a protein of 442 amino acids. The transcript is spliced from 8 exons. Gene Ontology annotation, molecular function: phosphopyruvate hydratase activity; magnesium ion binding. Gene Ontology annotation, biological process: glycolytic process. Lineage: Eukaryota; Fungi; Basidiomycota; Agaricomycetes; Polyporales; Sparassidaceae.
AUGUCUAUCACAAAGAUCCACGCUCGCCAGAUCUUCGACUCCAGAGGUAACCCCACCGUCGAGGUCGACCUCUACACCGCCAAGGGUCUAUUCCGCGCAUCGGUGCCGUCUGGUGCCUCCACCGGUGUGCACGAAGCCGUCGAGCUUCGAGAUGGCGACAAGUCUGCAUACGUCGGAAAGGGCGUGUCCAAGGCGGUCGCAAACGUGAACACGGUCAUCGCCCCCGCGCUGAUCAAAGCCGGCCUGAAGGUGACCGCGCAAAAGGAGGUCGACGAUUUCCUCAUCAAGCUCGACGGCACCCCGAACAAGGGCAAGCUUGGUGCAAACGCGAUUCUCGGUGUCAGCAUCGCUGUUGCCCAGGCCGGCGCCGCGGAGAAGGGCGUGCCCCUCUACGAGCACCUCGCCAACCUCUCUGGCGUGAAGCCUCCAUACGUCCUCCCAACCCCCUCCUUCAACGUCAUCAAUGGCGGCUCGCACGCCGGCAACAAGCUCGCAUUCCAGGAGUUCAUGAUCCUUCCCACUGGCGCGACAUCCUUCGCUGAGGCGAUGAAGAUCGGCACCGAGACUUACCACACCCUCAAGAAGGUCAUCAGCGCCAAGUACGGUAUCGAUGCCGUCAACGUUGGCGACGAGGGAGGCUUUGCUCCGAAUGUCUCCGGCGCCGAGGAGUCGCUGGAGCUGCUCUCGGAAGCGAUCAAGAAGGCCGGGUACGAAGGGAAGGUCAAAAUCGCCCUCGACGUUGCGUCGUCCGAGUUUUACAAGGACGGCAAGUACGAUUUGGACUUCAAGAACCCGAACUCGGACCCGACCAAGUGGAUCACGGGCGUGCAGCUCGCGGACCUCUACGUCGGCUACGUUAAGAAGUACCCCAUCAUUUCCAUUGAGGACCCCUUCGACCAGGAUGACUGGGAGGCGUGGGCGCACUACACCGCCAAGAGCGGCAUCCAGAUCGUCGGCGACGACUUGACCGUGACAAACCCACUCCGCAUCAAGACUGCCAUCGAGAAGAAGGCGUGCAACGGUCUUUUGCUAAAGGUCAACCAAAUCGGCACCAUCUCUGAGUCGAUCCAGGCUGCCCAGCUCGCGCAGUCAGACGGCUGGGGUGUCAUGGUCUCCCACCGCAGCGGCGAGACAGAGAACACGCUCAUCGCGGACCUCGUCGUCGCGCUCGGUGUCGGUCAGAUCAAGACUGGUGCCCCCGCGCGGAGCGAGCGUGUCGCGAAAUACAACGCUCUCUUGCGCAUAGAGGAGGAGAUUGGCAACGGCGUGUACGCGGGCGAGAAGGGCUUCUCUGCAGGCCACACUGCGCCGGCGCUCCUCAAGAAGUAG